AUAAUAAUUAAGAAUCAAGUCAACACUAUUCUACCAUUUUCUUUGAUUUCUAAAAAUGGCCUCACCAAAGUUGAUUUCAGUUAUGUCAAUGCUUGUGACAACCAUGGUUUUGAUUAAUGUGAUGAUUGUUGGAGCAGCAAAAACAUGGUGUGUGGCAAAGAAGGGAGCUGAUACCACAACAUUACUUAGUGCUUUAAAUUAUGCAUGUGGAGCUGGAGCUGAUUGUGAGCCUAUUCAGUCCACUGGACUUUGUUUUAAUCCAGACACUGUCGAAGGACAUGCUUCCUAUGCUUUUAAUAGUUACUAUCAAAUUCAGAAGCAAGCCGAUGGCUCUUGCGAUUUUGGUGGCAGUGCAACCACUGUUGAAAUUGAUCCAAGUAUGCAUAUCAAUACUCCUUUAAUUAGUUAUGAAAAGUGUGUAUAUCCAUCUUCCUGA
Cicer arietinum (chickpea) is the source of this 436-nucleotide messenger RNA. NCBI's taxonomy places the organism in Eukaryota, Viridiplantae, Streptophyta, Magnoliopsida, Fabales, Fabaceae. The record is from RefSeq and is a predicted model, not a curated record.